This is a messenger RNA of Arabidopsis thaliana (thale cress), 1607 nucleotides long. Its product is annotated as ELMO/CED-12 family protein. The transcript is spliced from 10 exons. NCBI's taxonomy places the organism in Eukaryota, Viridiplantae, Streptophyta, Magnoliopsida, Brassicales, Brassicaceae. Bases 310 to 1110 code for a protein of 266 amino acids. The record is from RefSeq and is marked reviewed.
AUUUCCAAACCUCCAAACAAUUAAAGAAACGGCAAAAAUUUAUGCUGAAAUCUUUUUUUCUUCCUUAUUCUCCUCUUUCGCUUGAUUUCGCCGUCCGAUUAUCUCUAUCGCCGAUAAAUAUCCGGCGUCACUCAGUAGAUCUUGAAGCUGUUGCUUUCUUGCUUUGCUCUUCGCGCAAGAUUCUCUUUCUCUGUUUUCAUUGAGGAUUCGAAGUUGAUCGCUAUUUGAUUCGAUUGGUUUUGAGUUUUCGAUCCUCGACGGAUGGAGAUUUUGAAGUGAAUCGGAGGAGCGAAUAAGAGAAAGUGAGAGAUGGAUGAUAGAGAAGGCUCGUUCGUAGCUGUUAGGCGGAUUUCUCAGGGUCUCGAACGAGGAAGCGUUUACAAUUCAUCAUCUGCUGAGGCUGUGCCUGGAUCAGCAGCUUGGUUAGGCCGAGGUCUUUCUUGUGUUUGUGCUCAGAGAAGAGAUAGUGACGCAAAUUCUACGUUUGAUCUAACACCUGCUCAGGAGGAAUGCUUGCAGAGUUUGCAGAACCGCAUUGACGUAGCUUAUGAUAGCACAAUACCCUUGCAUCAGGAAGCUCUAAGGGAGCUGUGGAAACUUUCCUUUCCUGAAGAAGAGCUUCAUGGAUUAAUAUCUGAGCAGUGGAAAGAGAUGGGUUGGCAGGGCAAAGAUCCGUCAACAGAUUUUAGGGGUGGUGGUUUCAUAUCUCUUGAAAACUUGCUGUACUUUGCCAGGAACUUUCAGAAAUCCUUCCAGGACCUUCUGAGGAAACAGGUUGGGGAUCGGUCUGUGUGGGAAUACCCCUUUGCUGUCGCUGGUAUCAACUUAACAUUCAUGCUCAUCCAAAUGCUUGACCUUGAAGCAGUGAAACCGCGAACAAUUGUUGGGGCAACUUUUCUGAAAUUUCUUUCUGAGAACGAAUCUGCAUUUGACCUUCUUUAUUGCAUUGCAUUCAAGCUAAUGGAUCAGCAAUGGCUUUCAAUGCGUGCCUCAUACAUGGAGUUUAACACGGUGAUGAAAUCAACAAGGAGACAGCUGGAGAGAGAGCUGAUGCUGGAAGACAUAAUGCAUCUUGAGGACUUACCCUCCUACGCUCUUCUCAAUCAAUAGCCCUUAUGAUGAUAUUAAAUAGUAAGAAGAGUUUCUAACCUCAGGAUAACACAAGGUUGCUCUACUCUCUCUCUCUCUUCACUUUUCAUCUUCAACGCUUUCGGUUCUACCUCUUCGUUGACCUUUUCUUGUGUUUGGUGGUUCUAAGAAACAACUUCAACACCGAGUUGUUACUUGUUAUAUUAAAACAAGAAAAAGAGUGUGAGAGAGACGGGGAGAGGUUGGGAUAAAUCUCAAUUUGGUUGCAAGGAGUGUGUAGCUAAAAUGGAAUUGUUUUCUAACAACGUUCAGGUUUUUUAGUUACUGUGUGGGUGAUUGAUCUUAUUGUGUGGGGAUAAUAAUCAUUUGGUGAUGUCCACAAGUUCAAAAGCAGUCUCUGUUAAAGACUCUACACGAGGUUAAAACUUCAUUUGUUUGUGUAUUAAAAAAAAGAAGUUACUUUGAUUGUUUAUAGCUGUGAAAAUUCUGCGUGAAUAAUAGAGACGGCCUUCACAAGC